AUUUGGCCAACUAUCUUUCCUCCUUCCUUCCUUCUCUCCUUCUAAGAAAUUAAUCCACACCACAACCUCAAGAAAACUACAAGCUAUUCACCAUAAAGAUUGUUACUAUUAAUUAGUAGCAGAACCGCAACUUGUUCUCCCAAAAAUAUUAGAGAAAGAACAAAGGAAAACCUGAAGAAAAAAUGGGAAAUUGUUGGCCAAAACCUGUAGAUGUUCUUCCUCCCACUUCCAAGUUUUCUAGCCCUCCUUCAGUGAUCAAGAAACAUGUUAGUACUCCUUCGGCAAGUAAGACAAGGACGGUGGAGGCGCAGCCUAGCGGUGAUGGCGGUGAUACGGCGAAAGUGGAAGUUCCGGCAAGUGGGAAAAUAAUUACUCCAAAUUUAAAAAUGUUUACUUUAGCAGAAUUGAAGAGUGCAACGAGGAAUUUUCGACCCGAUACAGUGUUAGGAGAAGGAGGAUUUGGUACAGUAUAUAAAGGAUGGGUUGAUGAUAAAACAUUUGUUCCUUCAAAAGUUGGAGUUGGUAUGCCAGUUGCUGUUAAAAAAUCAAAUCCUGAGAGUGUACAAGGUCUCAAGGAAUGGCAGGCUGAAGUAAAGUUUCUGGGAAAAUUUAGUCAUGCGAAUCUAGUUAAACUAAUUGGAUAUUGCUGGGAAGAAAAAACGUUCCUUCUUGUGUAUGAACACAUGCAGAAAGGAAGCUUAGAAAGUCAUCUUUUCAGAAAAGAAGGUGCAGAAGCAUUGUCGUGGGAUACAAGGUUGAACAUAGCAAUAGGAGCAGCAAGAGGACUUGCUUUUUUACACACCACAGAGAAGCAAGUUAUUUACCGUGAUUUCAAAGCUGCCAACAUUUUACUGGACGCGGACUAUAAUGCAAAGCUUUCUGAUUUUGGACUAGCUAAGAUGGGUCCAGAAAAUGGUGACUCACAUGUGACCACUGGAAUUGUUGGCACUUAUGGCUAUGCUGCCCCUGAGUACAUGGCUACCGGCCAUUUGUACGUGAGGAGUGACGUAUAUGGGUUUGGAGUAGUCUUACUAGAAUUACUUACGGGCCGGAGAGUACUGGAUCUUAACAGGCCCACUGGGGAGCAUGAUUUAGUGGCUUGGGCCAGGCCCAUGUUAUCUGAGAAAAAGAAGCUAAGGAAAAUAAUGGACCCAAGGCUAGAAGGACAGUACCCAUCAAAGGCUGCAUAUCAAAUAGCAGAAAUCACACUACAAUGCCUUGAGCCUGAUCCUAAAACUAGACCUUCCAUGGAAGAAAUUUUGGAGUGUUUGGAAGAAUGUAAGGGUAUCAAGAUGAGAACGCGAGAAAAGAAAACCGCUCGGGAACAUCGAAAUCACAACAAUUCUGGGCAUCGGUCGCCUCUACACGUUAAGAAAACGGGUAGUGGUAAUUACAUUGGCAAUCAAGCACAUCAUGCUCCUAUCAACCGCAGCUACUGAAACUCGAAAGGGAGAUACAAAUGAGUUUAUCGGUUAAAUGGCCUGUUACAAAUGUUCGUUUAGUUAUAUGGUCCAUUUCACAAAAGAUCUUUAUGUGUCCGUCACAAAUGUUCUUUGUUUUUUAAUUUGUGGGCUUGUGUACACUAUAGGCCCAGUCCAACUUUUAUCCAAACAAGGCCCAUUUAAGGGGCCCACUGAGACCUGUUGGUACUUUGGAAUGGUCUUAGGUAAUCAUGAGAUAGCUGGCAUGUGUCUGUUUUCAGACUGAAGAUAGUCAACGUCAACAAAAAAGGGCAAUUCCACUUAUCACUGUAAUGUUUACCUUUUUAUUUUAGGCCCAUUUAACUUGCCUUUUCUUCUGAAUAGAUAUGAUUGUAUUGCUUUUGUCUGUAUAUUUUAAAUUUUUGGAUCCAUUUCUAGGGUGAUCAUGUAUCAUAUUUUUCAACA
This is a messenger RNA of Lycium barbarum (goji berry), 1886 nucleotides long. RefSeq names its product probable serine/threonine-protein kinase PIX13. Gene Ontology annotation, biological process: protein phosphorylation. The coding region runs from base 183 to 1439 and encodes 418 amino acids. Gene Ontology annotation, molecular function: ATP binding; protein kinase activity. The transcript has 6 exons. NCBI's taxonomy places the organism in Eukaryota, Viridiplantae, Streptophyta, Magnoliopsida, Solanales, Solanaceae. The record is from RefSeq and is a predicted model, not a curated record.